This is a messenger RNA of Oppia nitens, 986 nucleotides long. RefSeq lists its product as uncharacterized. The transcript is spliced from 3 exons. Lineage: Eukaryota; Metazoa; Arthropoda; Arachnida; Sarcoptiformes; Oppiidae. The record is from RefSeq and is a predicted model, not a curated record. The coding region runs from base 107 to 979 and encodes 290 amino acids. Gene Ontology annotation, molecular function: oxidoreductase activity.
UAUUAGUUAUAAAAAUUUUAUGUUUUUUUUUUAUUAUUAUUAAUUUGAAAAAACAUUUUCAUAGCCAAACAUAUUCAUCCAUCCAUUCAUUGAUUUGAUUAUUGCAAUGAUUAUUGUGAAUAAUGUGCGACAAAGUGUUGAAAAUCGUUGGCGGGAUUUGGUGGACAACGGCAAGAGAUUUACCGGUAUAUCACCGAAUGUCGACCCAAACACACCACCCGAUUGGUUCAAUGCAAACAAAUUUCGUAAAUCACAACAAUUGGGACGAAAAUAUUACGGAAGUUUAGGAUUUGGUCAGUUUUUGGGUCUAAUGGUAAUGUUAUAUCACACGGAAGCGUACGCCACACUGACCUCUACGGGACAGUCAUCUAAUGUACAGAAAUUGUUUCGCCGAUAUUUGUCGACAUUAGUUCACGUAAAACAUUGGUUUGAUUUUGAUCCGUUUGAUGUCAACAGUCAAGCUUAUCAAUCGCUAAAAUAUGUAAGAGGUUUGCACCGACAAGUGGCCAGUAUGUUGACCACUAAAUGGGAACGGAUGGAAGGCCGGGACGAUUUACCCAUUUCCCAGUACGGUAUGACUCACGCACAGUUCGCUUUUACCGGUUUUGUGGCUCUUUAUCCCAAACAAUGCGGACUUCAUGGACUAUCCGACGAUGAUUUUGAUUGUUUGCUAUACUUUUGGCGAGUGAUUGGCUACUGUUUGGGAUGCGAUGACCGGUUUAAUCUGUGCAACGGAACUGCCGAUGAAGUGGUCGGAUUGUGUCAGUUGAUGUUCACCAGGGAAUGGUAUCCGUUGAUGAGCGCUGAUCUACCCGUGUGUGAGGGCGGUGUAGAAAUGGCUAAAGGCAUAUGUCUGGCAAUGAACCAAUUGGCGAGAUUUAUCAGUUAUGAUGUUAUCAUGAAAUACUGGUAUCCAAUACUCAGUAUUGACAACAAAACAGUUGAAUUGCAGACAUAUUCAGAAAUAUUCUGUAUAUGAUGUCGGC